Rotaria socialis is the source of this 1188-nucleotide messenger RNA. NCBI's taxonomy places the organism in Eukaryota, Metazoa, Rotifera, Eurotatoria, Philodinida, Philodinidae. The record is from the annotation of a GenBank genome assembly.
AUGGUACCAAUUAGCAUUAUUCCACCAUCUUCUACUUCCACUACUGAUUUAAAUCAGCUGGAUCAAUCCUUUAUGUAUACACAAUUACUUAAAAAGAAUCUCCUGGAUAUGCAAUAUAAUGAUACAGCCAAGCAUGAAUUCGCCGACUACUAUCGUACUCACUAUGCAAAGAGCGACAACGAGUUGAAGAAGUUGCAAAAAUUUGAACAACAAUAUGAUCCAUCAAAAGUCAUUUGGUGGUAUCCCAAGGAAAAUUUUAUUUAUCAGCUGCUUAAUGACGCACUGAGAACCCAAAACACCGAGAUUAUUGAAGCGAGUAAUUGUAAUCCUUUCCAUGUUUAUCGAGGGCAAGGUAUGUCGUAUCUAGAAUUUGAAAAGGUGAAGAACAAUGAAGGUGGUCUUCUAUCAUUCAACAAUUUCUUAUCCACCAGUAUUUUUUCUACAGUGUCUAUUGCAUUCGCGGAAAGUGCUCUAGGGAAUCCUGAUCAAGUAGGGAUUUUAUUUCAAAUAAAUAUCGAUCCAUCAAUUUCCAUGACUCCAUUCGCUUCCCUAGAUAACGAGAGUUAUUUCAACGACGAAAAAGAGAUUCUCUUCUCCAUGCAUACCAUUUUCCGAAUAGGUGACACCGAACCAAUUAAAGAUCGAUUAUGGACGGUCAAUCUCACGUUGACAAGUGACAACGAUCAAGAAUUGACACAACUUACCGAAUAUCUUCGAAAGAAUAUUGAAGGAUCAACAUCUUUAUAUCGGAUUUGUUCGCUGACGACUAUGAUGGCUGAGUGGCAGACAGCAGAAGUCAUUAAUAAAGCCCUAUUUAAAACAGCACCCAACGAUAAUGUGGAACAGGUUACUUUUCUCAAUACUAACCUUGGGCAAAUCAAUUUUCUGAAACAAAAGUCUCUUCCAUCUAAUCAUCCAUCUCUGGCUACUACUUAUAAUAACAUUGCUUCCGUACAUUUUUCAAUGGCACAGUAUUCAAAGGCACAAUCAUCAUUCGAGAUGGCUCGUGAAAUUCAGCAAAAGUCUCUUCCACCCAAUCAUCCAUCUCUGGCUAAUACUUACAACAAUAUUGGUCUGAUGCAUAAAUCCAUGGGAGAGUAUUCGCAAGCAAAAUCACUCUAUGAGAAAGCGCUUGAAAUUCAGCAGACAUCUCUUCCAUCUAAUCAUCCAUCUCUGGCUACUACUUAG